AUGGUUCAAAUCAAGCCUUUUGAGGUUGAGGAAUGGAUGGAUCGUCUGGAAACCACGCCUGGCGCUCUCAUCCUCGCCGAAACCUGUUGCGAAUCCGUGUCGAUCCAAGAACUUACCCAGUUGUCAAGCGACCCGAAAGCCCCCGGGCCAUUUGAUAUCGCCACGCAAAGGCUUACAUAUGGAUCUAUCUACGGCUCAGAGGAGGCUCGGCAGAACAUUGCCAACAUGUACCAGAACGAGGUGUCGGGGACACUACCAAACGACCAGGUCAUCAUCACCCAGGGUGCCAUUAUGGCCAACUUCCUCCUCUUAUAUACCCUUGUUGGACCAGGAGAUCAUGUCAUCUGCAUUUAUCCAACAUAUCAACAGCUCUACGACGUUCCAAAGAGUCUCGGAGCCGACGUGAGCUUGUGGAAGUUGAAGGCCGAAAACCAAUACAUCCCAGAUGUCCAGGAGCUGAAGAGUCUUGUAAAAGACAACACAAAGAUGAUCAUCAUCAACAACCCGAACAACCCCACCGGAGCCACAACUCCGAAGUCCGUUCUCCUCGACAUCGUCGAAUUCGCCAAGGAAAGAGACAUAAUAGUCAUGGCGGAUGAAGUGUAUCGUCCCUUGUUUCACAGCCUUCCAGCCGGUGAAUCCGCGCCACCAUCCAUACUUUCUCUGGGAUACGAAAAGACGGUUUCGACUUCCAGCAUGUCGAAAGCAUUCUCUUUGGCCGGAAUCCGCCUGGGUUGGAUUGCUUCCAGAGACCGCAGCAUCAUCGACGCCAUCAAGAGUGCCCGCAACUACACCACCAUCAGCGUCUCUCAACUUGACGACAGGGUAGCGGCGUACGCCCUUUCCGAUGCUGUCAGACCGAACCUGCUGAAGAGAAACAUGGACCUUGCGAGAACCAACCUGGCCCUCGUCGAAGAGUUCAUCAACAAGUACCCGGAAAACUGCUUUUGGGUUCUCAAGCCCACUGCGGGAACCACGGCCAUGAUCGGGUUCAAGAAGAACGGCAAGCUGGUGAAGGACGACGAGUUCUGUCUGGAGAUCUUGAACAAUACAGGUGUUCUUGUGAUGCCUGGCUCAACUUGCUUCGGAGACGGCGUGGAGUUUGAAGGCCAAAUGAGAUUUGGAUACGUGUGUCGUACGGACUUGCUGAAGGAGGGUUUGGACAGACUCGGCAAGUACAUUGAGAACAGCUUUUGA
Colletotrichum karsti is the source of this 1197-nucleotide messenger RNA. Its product is annotated as aminotransferase class i and ii. The transcript is spliced from 2 exons. NCBI's taxonomy places the organism in Eukaryota, Fungi, Ascomycota, Sordariomycetes, Glomerellales, Glomerellaceae. Bases 1 to 1197 code for a protein of 398 amino acids. The record is from RefSeq and is a predicted model, not a curated record. Gene Ontology annotation, molecular function: pyridoxal phosphate binding; catalytic activity. Gene Ontology annotation, biological process: biosynthetic process.